AUGAGAGUGGUAGCAGCGAUAUUAUUCAUUGUUCUCGCAAUUUGCAGCCUUGGAAUCCAAGGCGACGUCCAGGCCUAUCCCUCCAUCUCCUUCAAUGUGGAGGGUGCCACCUUCGAAAAAUACAGAGACUUCAUAGAGGAACUGCGAGAAAUCGUGUCACGGGGAACCCGUACAGUAAAUGGUCUACCAGUGCUGAACCUCGCAAGUGAAGUUUCGGUUGGGAACCGGUUCGUUCUGGCCAGUCUCAUCAAUGGCAUUGGCUACACAGUCACCUUGGCAAUAGAUGUGGUGAACCUUUAUUUGGUGGCUUUUAGUGGUGCAAAUAACAAAUCCUACUUUUUCGACGACGCUACGGCACUUCAACUCGCCAAUUUAUUCGUUAGCACCAGUCAAACCCGGUUAGCCUUCAACAGCAGCUAUAUCGUCCUUGAGAACCAGCCAGGAGCUAGGAGGAGGGAGGAAAUCCCUCUGGGACCAACUCCCCUAUCUGACGCCAUCACAAGGUUGUGGUUCAGUGGGAGUGUGGGCGAACCGCUCAUUGUGGUCAUUCAGAUGGUCUCGGAAGCGGCAAGGUUCAAAUACAUUGAGGAACAAGUCCGCAAAAGCAUAACCGCUGGAAACACUUUUACACCAAAAGGUUUGAUAGUGACCAUGGAGAACGAAUGGUCGUCUAUGUCGAAGCAGGUUCUGCUUUCGCCAGAUGGAGAACACUUCGAUAAAAGCGUUCAGCUUAAAAAUGACAAUUUGGAGAUCCUCACAAUAAACGACUUUACUACACUCAGUCGCUAUACCAUGAUAGCGAUUCUUCUCGACAGCACCAAGACUACUAGUACUAGUUAUAGCAAUAUUGCUCUUGCCGAGGACUUCGUCAACUUCGAAUUGCUCUCAAACUCUGAAACUGCGGUAACUGCCUAA
This is a messenger RNA of Camellia sinensis, 915 nucleotides long. NCBI's taxonomy places the organism in Eukaryota, Viridiplantae, Streptophyta, Magnoliopsida, Ericales, Theaceae. The record is from RefSeq and is a predicted model, not a curated record.